Cydia strobilella is the source of this 1905-nucleotide messenger RNA. Its product is annotated as sterol carrier protein 2-like. The record is from RefSeq and is a predicted model, not a curated record. Bases 14 to 1615 code for a protein of 533 amino acids. The transcript is spliced from 4 exons. Gene Ontology annotation, molecular function: acyltransferase activity, transferring groups other than amino-acyl groups. Lineage: Eukaryota; Metazoa; Arthropoda; Insecta; Lepidoptera; Tortricidae.
AUAAGUUUUUAAAAUGGGUAGAAAAGUUUUUGUUGUCGGCGUAGGCAUGACUAAAUUCGUCAAGCCGAGCCCGGACCGCGAUUAUCCCGAGAUGGGGAAGGAAGCGGUGGAGGCUGCGCUGGCGGACGCUGGGAUCAAGUACGAGAAGAUUCAGCAAGCCGUGUGCGGGUACGUUUUCGGAGACUCUACUUGCGGGCAGCGUGUGUUGUAUCAGGUCGGAAUGACCGGUAUCCCGAUUUACAAUGUCAAUAACAACUGCUCCACCGGCUCGAACGCGCUAUUUCUCGGUAAACAGCUCAUCGAGGGAGGUAUUUCCGACAUAGUUCUGGCCGUCGGCUUCGAGAAGAUGGCAGCCGGCGCUCUCGGCGCUGGCGCCUACACCGACCGGACGAACCCCUUGGACCGCCACACGCUCAAAAUGGCUGAGAUGGCUGACAUAGCCGCUGCCCCAAUGACACCGCAAUACUUUGGUAACGCUGCUAUAGAACACAUGAAAAAGUAUGGGACUACAGAAGUUCAUUUAGCCAAAAUAGCAGCAAAGAACCACAGACACGGUUACAAAAAUCCACGAGCACAAAGCACAAGGGAGUAUACUGUAGAAGAGGUUUUGAAUUCUAGAAAGAUCUAUGGUCCGUUGACCAAACUGGAGUGUUGUCCGACUAGUGAUGGAGCGGGCGCCGCUGUGCUCAUGUCAGAAGAAGCUGUCAUCCGCCACGGUCUGCAAAACAAGGCUGUUGAGAUCAUAGGUAUGGAAAUGGCAACAGACACAGAAGCUGUGUUCACUGAGAACAGUUUAAUGAAAGUGGCCGGCUAUGACAUGACAGGGCUUGCUGCUAAGCGCCUUUACGAAAAAACUGGUAUUUCACCAAAGCAAGUAGAUGUUGUAGAGCUUCACGAUUGCUUUGCUGCGAAUGAACUAAUUACAUAUGAAGGUCUGCAGCUGUGUGGAGUAGGUGAAGCGGGCAAGUUUGUAGAUGCUGGGGACAACACGUAUGGAGGACGAGUGGUUGUGAAUCCGAGUGGAGGACUGAUCGCUAAGGGACAUCCUCUGGGAGCCACGGGAUUGGCGCAGUGUGCGGAGCUGGUCUGGCAGCUGAGAGGCGAGGCAGGAGACAGACAGGUCCCUCGCGCUCGAAUCGCUCUUCAACACAACUUGGGACUCGGUGGAGCAGUAGUCAUCACCAUGUACCGCAAGGGAUUCACCAAUGCCACUCCCAACGCGGUUGCCGCCUCCUCAAACCCUGAGGAGUUUGAGGUCUACAAAUACAUGAAGAUCCUCGAGAAUGCCAUGGAGACUGACACCGAAAACCUCAUCGAGAAGGUCCGAGGCAUCUACGGCUUCAAGGUCAAGGGCGCCAACGGCGAAGGCUACUGGGUCAUCAACGCCAAGGAGGGCAAGGGCAAGGUCACGUACAACGGCAAGGACAAACCUGAUGUGACCUUCACAGUUAACGACAAAGAUGUUGUUGACCUAAUUUCUGGAAAGCUAAACCCUCAAAAAGCUUUCUUCCAAGGUAAGAUUAAGAUCCAAGGAAAUAUGGGACUCGCGAUGAAGCUUACAGACCUUCAGAGGCAGGCGGCUGGCAGAAUAGAGCAAAUCCGCUCGAAACUGUAAAUUAAAAAAAAAGUGUGGGCUUUAAAUAUUUCUUGGUUAUGGAUCUUGGUCUAGGGCAUUUAUUUUUAAAUAGCUGGUUCCAUGAAAAUUAAGUCACAUGAAAUUAAAUGGUUAGAAUGAUAGAUUUAAUCUACUAUUUAUAACCUUAAAUAUAUCUACAGUUCUUGUUUAUAGAAAUCGAAGUAUAGAUGUUAGGUGCAAUGUAUUUUUAUAGAUAGAAUAAUGUUCAAUGUUAUCUUAUCAUUCCUUGGAUAUUUUAUAAAUGGUACUAUUUUGUUAAUAAAUUUUUU